GAAUUGUGUUCUCGACCCUAUCAGUCAGUGUAUCAAAAAUGGCUGAUACUGCCAGUGAUCCUACGGCCGAUCGUUGCCAACUGAACGCGACUCUCAGCUCAUCUGUUCAUGACAAAAAUGAGCUUUUACGUUUCUACCAACAAUGGAGUGACAAAUAUGACGAGGAUUUCCGAACGGAGCAUUACAUCGGACCUUGUUUGACCGUCGAGGCCGUUUGCGAGCUCAUUCCCGAUGAAAAACGUGCUGACGUCACGGUGUUGGACGUUGCCGCCGGCACUGGAUUGGUCGGUUUGGAAUUAGCGAAAAAUGGUUUCAAGGUGAUCGAUGCUAUUGACGGAUCGGAAGCCAUGCUAACUAAAUUACGCCAAAAGGGCAUUUACAGAUGCACAACACAGGCUAUGCUGGGCAAUGGCCAAGAUAGCAGAUCUCUACCAGAAAAUGCAUAUGACGUUGUAACGAGCUCCGGUGGGUUCGUUCCCGGUCAUUUGCCUGUUUCGGCCGUGCACGAUCUCAUUCGCAUGUGCAAACCAGGCGGGUUGAUUGUCAUCGUGAUGCGUUACGAAUACCUGAGCACUUGCGAGGAGCUGCGUCCAUUAGAGCCGCUGAUGAUCGAGCUGGAGCACAAGAGUCCGAGUUGUUGGAGCCGACUGAAGCGCCACAUCAGUCCAAACUACCUCCUCGACAAGGACGGCAUUGUCUUUGUCUAUCGAAAAUCUUUGUGAAAAUAAAAUGUUGAAAAGAU
Molecule: messenger RNA, 742 nt
Organism: Daphnia carinata
Lineage: Eukaryota; Metazoa; Arthropoda; Branchiopoda; Diplostraca; Daphniidae
Product: methyltransferase-like protein 27
Exons: 5
Coding region: 39-722 (227 amino acids)
Molecular function (GO): S-adenosylmethionine-dependent methyltransferase activity
Source: RefSeq, a predicted model, not a curated record